This is a messenger RNA of Naegleria lovaniensis, 2097 nucleotides long. RefSeq lists its product as uncharacterized. Lineage: Eukaryota; Heterolobosea; Eutetramitea; Acrasida; Naegleriidae. Gene Ontology annotation, cellular component: ATP-binding cassette (ABC) transporter complex. The transcript has 2 exons. Bases 1 to 2097 code for a protein of 698 amino acids. Gene Ontology annotation, molecular function: transmembrane transporter activity. The record is from RefSeq and is a predicted model, not a curated record. Gene Ontology annotation, biological process: cyclic nucleotide biosynthetic process; intracellular signal transduction; transmembrane transport.
AUGUCUCCACGAUUUGCAGAUAUGAUUAGUAGCAGACAACGAAGGAAUGAAAAGUCAUAUCGUUCCGAAGCAGGUUGCUUAGUAUCUCAAGUUAGAUGCGACUCUUCACAGACGGUCAAUUUAAUCAAAUUUGAUUGGCUCUCUUCUGAAAUCAGUGCUGAAUUAGCAAAAAUUGUGUUGGAAGAAGAACUUGGGAUUUGUGCUGAAAUUGUGACUCUGGGAAAUGUCACAUAUGCGUUGGAUGAAAUGGCUAGAAAUGGAGACCAAACUCACUACGUAAUGCUUGAGUUUUGGCGUCAAACACGUAAAUCCUUGUAUUACGAAUAUGUGGAACAACAAAAAACAGUUGUUGAUGCAGGCUCUCUUGGACUUUAUGGAAAAGCUGGAUGGUUUGUAUUUUCCUUCAUGACUCGAGAAUAUCCAGGAAUUGAUGUAUAUCGAGAAUAUCGUACAGACAGAGCUGUUCGGUAUUUAGCUGCCAAUUCUUCAGCAACUAUGGGACGUUUUCUAGGACCUGCCAAGACUUGGCUUUCGUUGGAUGCACAAAUAAUCAACAACUUAAAGUUAAAACUGCAAAUAGAGUAUGCAAAUGACAAAAAUACAGAAGACCAUAUUGUCACCAGAAUUGAAAGAGCUUUUUUAGAACGAAAACCAUCUCUAUUUUAUUUCUGGACACCCCACUUUCUGUUCAGUGCAAUUAAUUUAGAUCCUGUCUAUUUACCUGGGUACAGCGAGAGUUGUUGGACUGAAUACAAUCAACAACAUGGCUUAAUAGAUUGUGAUUAUCCUGCAGAUCUAUUAACAAAACUCACAAGUAGAAGUGUGCACAAAGAUGGACGUCUCAAUCAAUUUUUCCGACUAUUUUCAUUUCAAUCACAACAAGACAUUAUUGACAUUAUGGAGGAUGUCGCAUACAGUAACAUGAGCUCAUUCGCUGCCUCUUGUAAGUGGAUUAAGAACAAUACAGCCCUUGUCAAGUCGUGGCUGCCAGAAAACAUGUCAAAAGAAAGUGUAGCCUUAAUAGGAACCGUUGUGGGUUCUGUCACCAUUCUCAUUUUUGUAUUUGGAUUGAUCUUUGUGAUUGGUUUAAUUUUUUGCUGCAUGUAUCGAAGAAAGUUGAGAAAGCACGCGUUAAGGUAUGCCCCCAAAACCUUACCCGUGACUGUUGUAUUUACAGAUAUUCAAAACUCAACGUUACUUUGGAGUACAUGUCCUGACAAGAUGAAACACGUGUUAGAAAUUCAUAAUCUCAUCAUGCGAGUGAAUAUUGAAAAAUACCAAGGGUAUGAAUGUAAAACUCAAGGAGAUUCCUUUAUGGUGGCUUUUGAGAGUCCGUUAAUGGCGCUUGGAUUUUGCUUGAGUGUUCAACGAGAUUUAUUGCUUGCGAAUUGGCCACUCGAAAUGUUGGAUUACGAAGACAUGAGAGAAGUCAAAUGGGAAGAAAAGCUCAUCUAUCGUGGUCCUCGUGUGAGGAUGGGAGUUCAUACUGGUAGUGAUUGUGAAAUUCACAAGGACAAAACCACAAAAAGAUUUGACUAUAUUGGAAACUCGAUUAACAAGGCAAGCAAAGUUGAGAGCAUUUCAGUGGGAGGAAGAGUGUAUUGCUCGGAAGAGUUUAUUGAGGCACUCAAGCAAACAGUAUUGACACAACUCAUGACUGUUAAACAGGAUUCUGACACCAUACUCAAAAAACUUGCAGAAAACGACAUUCAAUUUUUCAAUGUUGAUGAGGUUGACGAUCAGGAAGUUUACUGGGUCAUGGAAUUCAGUUUUGAUCGAACGCUUUUUAUUCAACAAUUCGAGCUAAAACUUGGUGUGGAUAAGGAAGUUGCAGCAAAAAUCCAACUCGGAGAAGACAUGAAACGAUUUAUUUGUGACUCUGACUCAUUCAGUCAAGAACAAAAGAGCAAACUUGUGUUUGAUUUUAUUACUGUUGUCAAUCAUGACAAUAUUCGCGACCGCAUUGCACCGUGGAGUCUUGUUCCUGUCACUAAUUUAUUUAGUGUCGCUUAUAAUUAUUUGACAAGAGGAUGGACCCCCUUACCAUCAUCCUCAAACGUGGAAAUUAUUAACAUUAUUGAGCACAAAAAUUUGUAA